GAUUAUUUUAUAAAAGAUUUAUAUUAUGUAUUUUACAAUAUGAUUAAUGGCGUAUUUUAGCACAAAUUAAAUAAAAUCAAUUUAUUAUAACAUGGAGACGGAAAAUGCUAUAAAAGUGAAAUUUAGUAUAAAGAAGGAAAUCGACAAUGAUGAUGUGAAUAAUUACUACAAAAAAAACAAAGCAUUUCAGGAAAAUCUUUUACAAAAGAAACAAGUAAAAAAGAAAAAAAGAAAAUUUAAAAUAGAAGAAACUGAGGAUUCAUUAAAAAAAAAGCAAUUCAAACAAGUUAGUAGCAAUGUCUCUGUCGAUAUGAUAAUCCCAAAAGAAGAGCCUAUCAAUGAGAAGGAAGAAAUUCCAAAGAAACCAUCCAAAAGGCAGUUGAAAAGGGAAAAAGUUAUCCAAGCGGCUGUUCAAAAAAGGGAAAGUAGCAGAAUAAAUGCCAUGCAGAAGGCAUUGAAUUAUGUAUCUAUGUGGAAACAUUCUAGAAGCGAAUGGAAAUUCGAGAAACUUAAACAGAUUUGGUUAAUGGAUAAUUUAUUGGAUAAAAACUCCAUUCCUGAUGCGAUUUUUCCUCUUGUUCUUGAAUAUUUUGAAGGUUGCAAAGGCAUGGCACGUGAAGUAUUAUUACGAAAAGGAAUGGAUAUUAUAAGAAAAGCUGAGGAAGAGAAAGAUGAUCAAGAAGAAAUCAAAAACGAAAUUACAGAAUCAACUGCUUACAAGCGAGCAAGACAACUUUUGCAAACUUUACCAACUGAUAAAUAAUUUUGUCUGAAGAAAUUUUAUUAAUAAAAGAGCGUUAAAAAACUA
Messenger RNA from Cataglyphis hispanica, 808 nucleotides. RefSeq lists its product as uncharacterized. The record is from RefSeq and is a predicted model, not a curated record. Lineage: Eukaryota; Metazoa; Arthropoda; Insecta; Hymenoptera; Formicidae. The transcript is spliced from 4 exons. The coding region runs from base 92 to 763 and encodes 223 amino acids.